CGCCGGCGCGAGGCCCCGCCCCCCCCUCCCGUCCCCGGCGGAAGGAGCCGCAGCGAAGCGGCCACGGCCCGACGGGACCCGGAGCGGCGCCCCCGGCCCGGGGAACCCUCGCACCGCCGAGAUGUCGGAAGACCUUGCCAAGCAGUUGGCCAGCUACAAAGCUCAGCUCCAGCAAGUCGAGGCUGCCUUAUCUGGGAAUGCCGACAAUGAGGAUUUGCUGAAACUGAAGAAGGACUUACAGGAAGUCAUAGAGUUAACCAAAGAUCUCCUUUCAACACAACCUUCGGAAACUCUUGCAAGUUCUGACAGUUCUGCUUCUGCCCUGCCCAGCCACUCAUGGAAGGUUGGGGACAGGUGUAUGGCCAUAUGGAGUGAGGAUGGACAGUGUUAUGAAGCUGAGAUUGAAGAAAUAGAUGAGGAGAAUGGAACAGCUGCAGUCACAUUUGCUGGAUAUGGCAAUGCUGAAGUUACACCUCUGUUCAACCUCAAGCCUGUGGAAGAGGGAAGAAAAGCAAAAGAGGACAGUGGCAACAAACCCAUGUCCAAAAAAGAGAUGAUAGCCCAGCAACGAGAGUAUAAAAAGAAGAAAGCUUUGAAAAAAGCUCAGAGAAUUAAAGAACUUGAACAGGAACGGGAGGACCAGAAAGUCAAGUGGCAACAGUUUAACAACAGAGCCUAUUCUAAAAACAAAAAAGGCCAGGUAAAGAGGAGUAUUUUUGCUUCCCCUGAGAGUGUAACUGGCAAAGUUGGAGUUGGAACAUGUGGAAUUGCAGACAAACCCAUGACACAGUAUCAAGAUACCUCUAAAUAUAAUGUCAGGCAUUUGAUGCCUCAGUAACAGGUGAAAAAGGUGGAACUUCAUCUCUGCAGGGCUUUACACUUAUCUUUUUAUCAUUAUAUUUUUCUAAAAGUAAAUUAUUUGUUGGCACAUAGUGAGUAGUCCAUUCUGUCACCAUCACUUUGGCUUCAGCUUAUGAGCCUUAAAUCUCCAGCUAUUGAUUUGACCCCCCCCCAACCAUUAAACCUUUUGUAGCAGGUAAACACUUUCAUUAACUGCUCUUGCCUGUUACUCUCAAAGCAGUAUUUGUCUGCAGCUUUGAUCUCUGGAAUCUUUCAUUCAUUCCAGUAGUGAAGGAUUUUUUUUUCCCCUUUAAGAAAAGUGAUGGUAUAACAAUGGCACCUUAACAGCCUCCCUGGUCUCUGUAGUCAUGGUGCUGUCUGUGACACGCUCAGCAUUACAGAGCUGCUGCAGCUCUGGGAGAGAGCUUGUAUGUCACAUGGAAUUGCUAAGGAAGUUCAAAUACCUCCCUUACAAAUCCACUGAAGAUCGGUUUGUGCCGCUGUAAAUGAGGGCAGAACAGGGCUGAUAGGAUCUUUAUUACUAAUGAUGACUUACGUGCUAGAAACAAUUUAAUUUAAUUCCAGUCUGAAUUUCCUGUGCUUGAAGUAAAGCAGAGGAGAUGCUGUUUCUUGUUGGUUGGGGUUUUUUUUGUUCAUUUUUUAAAUACUCAUCAAAUUUUAAUAGGAAGUUAGUGAAAUGUAACCAGAAAACCAUAGGACAAGGAACUGUACUUAAAAAUCCUCCCCCUCUCCAAGGAUCAGAGUUGGAGACUGGAACCAGCUGUUGCUUGGAAAGGAGCUGUCCUCUCCCCUCCUGUAGAUCUUGUAGGUUUGAUGGUACAGUCACAGACCUGGGACAUAACAGUGACAGCCUGUGCCUGGGCCUCUUCCAUGCAGUCAAGGAGACCUGUGGCACAGCAGAUAGGAAUGCCUAGAUCCCACUUAAUUAGUUGUGAGUGAGUAAAGGUUAGUCUGGAGUUUCUGUCCUUAAAUAACUGACUGGCCCUAGUGUCCAUUGUAACUUCAGCUGUAUUACAGUGCUGCUGAGCCCCUUCAAUCUUAUCCAGGAAUCCACGUGUAAAAGCUCUUGCUUUCUUGUAUUCUCUCUGUGAUUUGCUUUCCUCUGUUACUUGUCUUGCACUUACGGUAGUGGUGCCACCUCUGAACCCGUAACGUGUUUAAAGAACUUAAUGGGUAGCCCUGUAUACAAUGUAGAUAUUAUUUUUGUAAAAUCUAGGGCUGAGUUAAUGGACAAGAGUACAUCAGCUAUUUCCCCCAUUAAAUACAAGGUGUGUCUUGUCCAUUGAUUCGGACCAUUAUUUCCCUGUAUAUUAUGUUAAUGUAGCUCAUUUUGUAAUUUGUUAACUAGAUCAGGUCACGUCAGCAAUUGUUGAUGCACUGAUUGGUGGAAAUGUCCAUCAGUUACCUGAGUCACAACUCAAGCUAAACUCUACAACUGGUAGUUUAGAAUCCAUACAUAGAAAAAGGCUCUCCCUAUAAUGGGAGAGGGUGAUUUUUAUGAAUACAAAGUGUGUUAAUUUCAGUUUUGUAUGUUUAACUUUUAUUAAAUAAAGUGUUUAAAAUCUGCUGGA
Messenger RNA from Chiroxiphia lanceolata (lance-tailed manakin), 2432 nucleotides. It is a transcript of the gene SMNDC1, whose product is annotated as survival motor neuron domain containing 1. Gene Ontology annotation, molecular function: RNA binding. Gene Ontology annotation, cellular component: cytoplasm; precatalytic spliceosome; nucleus. Gene Ontology annotation, biological process: mRNA processing; regulation of alternative mRNA splicing, via spliceosome. The transcript has 6 exons. The record is from RefSeq and is a predicted model, not a curated record. NCBI's taxonomy places the organism in Eukaryota, Metazoa, Chordata, Aves, Passeriformes, Pipridae. Bases 122 to 838 code for a protein of 238 amino acids.